UGUCGUAGCUCUGCUCAUUCGCCAAUUUUCACACGUAGUGAACGACUUCUCGCUCGAGGAAGUAGCCCACGAGGACGAAGACGUCAGGUGUCGUCUGUGGUGAAUUCAAGUCAGGAGACGGUGUGGAUUGGAGCUGAGCAGUACCGUCGACUGCAUCCGCAGAACUACUAUCCAUCGCGCAGUCCAUCCUAUACUAGGAGUGAACGCAGCCUCGACGGUGGCAGUGUUCAUUAA
Molecule: messenger RNA, 234 nt
Organism: Ostertagia ostertagi
Lineage: Eukaryota; Metazoa; Nematoda; Chromadorea; Rhabditida; Trichostrongylidae
Source: the annotation of a GenBank genome assembly